UCCAACUUUCACACCGGAACGACCAUUCAGAGAACGACAGCAAUGAGCUCUUCCGAACUCUCUAAUCCGAGGGGUGGAGGGUAAAGUGUUUUACGGGUAUUUUAUUGGCAAUUAACUGAAUAGGAUUAUACCUCUUAUCAAGAUGAUGCGCUUCCUGUUGCUCUUCAGUCGCCAGGGAAAGCUGCGGCUGCAGAAGUGGUUUGUGACCAUAGCGGAGCGCGAGAAGAAGAAGGUCAUCCGAGAUAUGACCUCCAUGGUGCUGGCACGGAAGCCACGCUCCUGCAACUUCCUCCACUGGAGAGACCUGAAGAUUGUUUACAAGAGGUAUGCCAGUCUGUAUUUCUGCAUCGGUCUGGAAGACCAGGAGAAUGAGCUGUUAGGCCUGGAAGUGCUGCAUCGCUACGUGGAGCUGCUGGACCAGUACUUUGGCAGCGUGUGUGAGCUAGACAUAAUCUUCAACUUUGAGAAGGCCUACUUCAUCCUCGAUGAGUUCCUGAUGGGCGGGGAGAUCCAGGAGACUUCCAAGCAGAUAGUGGCUCGCGCCAUCGAAUCCUCAGACAUGCUGCAAGAGACAAUGGAGGAGUACAUGAGCAAACCUGCUUUUUAGGACCGACGGGAAUAAAGCCAUCCACAUCACAACAAAGGGAAUGACGUUCAACAUCACAGUCUGUUUUUGAACCAGACCUAGCUGAGAGUCUAAAUAUAGCUAUAAAUAUAUAUAAAACCUUUUUAGCAAUAUUAUGAAUUUUCUUCAGAAGAAUGCAAUUUGUGAAUGAGGUACAUGCGUCUAUGCAUUGUCUUGGCCAUGAGUACUGAAUACGUUGCUCUGGUACAUGCCUGUAGUCUUUUGAAGGAAUAUAGAAGAAAGUAAUGGGGAUUUAACAUUGUCUGAAGGAGAUAAAGAAAUAUGAAGAUAUUACAUGUUGACUUCCAUUGCUGUUAUUUAGAAGUGCUUUUAAAUGUUUUUAAUAGACUUUGUUUAUGAAUGCCAUGUGGUAGCUAUUUAUAAUGCCCUCCAAAAUGAAUGACUGUUUUCACAAGUGUGUUGGGUGAGCUUGGUUAGACGUGUGUUGGUGUGGUUAGCAGGCGCUUGUCUUUUAAAGGGAUAUCAGUGCAAAAUGUUUUAUUACAAAAUAAAAAAUUGUUACGUUUAAAAAGUGUCAAUAAAA
This is a messenger RNA of Hypomesus transpacificus, 1169 nucleotides long. It is a transcript of the gene ap1s3b, whose product is annotated as adaptor related protein complex 1 subunit sigma 3b. Gene Ontology annotation, cellular component: AP-1 adaptor complex; membrane coat; intracellular membrane-bounded organelle. Lineage: Eukaryota; Metazoa; Chordata; Actinopteri; Osmeriformes; Osmeridae. The record is from RefSeq and is a predicted model, not a curated record. The transcript is spliced from 5 exons. Bases 143 to 607 code for a protein of 154 amino acids. Gene Ontology annotation, biological process: vesicle-mediated transport; intracellular protein transport. Gene Ontology annotation, molecular function: clathrin-cargo adaptor activity.